Molecule: messenger RNA, 4285 nt
Organism: Schistosoma intercalatum
Lineage: Eukaryota; Metazoa; Platyhelminthes; Trematoda; Strigeidida; Schistosomatidae
Source: the annotation of a GenBank genome assembly
ACUUCCUGUUCGUUUGUUAUCAGAGGCGUUUCGAACAACUUAUUUACGCUUCCUUUUUCGAUGAAGUGAUUGUAACAAGAAUUUUCUAAAUCAUUUCGUUCUAAAACAAAAUUCUGCUGUUAUGCUUAAGAGAUUAUAGCAAACCGAUUCAUCAUCAUUAAUCUGACUAAUUUACACAAUAACUUGAAGAUGAUUUGCUGGAUACAGUCAUCAUAAUUUUAACAUAAUGAAUCUCUCUCUUGUCCUUUUUGCCUGUAUAAUUUUAUUCAUUGAACGUCAAUGCCUAGUCACUGCCCAAAACAAUGGUGACGAUAGUUCAAGUCCGUUUCGUUGGUUUAAACCAGACAAUUUUGAUAUUAUUUCACGUAAAAUGGAUCAAGCCAAUCCAAAUAAUUGUGAAACAAUGUCUGAAGCUGAUUUACGCUUACCACCAACGUCACUCAGCCAGAUACCACAAUAUAAUGAAAUUCCGAUGAGGCAGUGGUUUACAAAUCGCUCAAAACUGCUACAUCUACACAAUUUAGCAUUAAACCGUGCAUUUUUCUAUAGUUAUAUUUUGCAGAGGCUAGAUCACCCAACCAGAGAUCCUCAGUAUUUACCAUCAUUAAUGUAUUAUUAUCUGUCCUCAUCAGCCGAUAUAUCUUCAGGUCCCAAUGUCAUAAAUAUAAGUGGUGUAUUUAUGGAUACGAACACAACGUACGCAAAUUGGUAUGAACUCAAAGAUAUUAACAAGACCUUACCAUUAUUCGCACCAUUAGCCAGACGGUUAGAUAACUGGAAUGAUGAAAUGAAUUUUUUGAGAAUACCAACUAAUGCUACAAUUGAAAUAACUGAUCUUGGAGCUGGCCCAAAUAAUAAUUAUACAGCAUCAUGGUAUAAAAAUAACCCAUAUAUACGUGAUCGUGAAAUGGGUAUAGACUUUAUUCCUGAUAGACGUGGUACAGCACCUAGUAAAAACCAAUACACUACAAAAAUACAACUUGCAACUAUAAGCGGUGAUCCAAUAGAAAAGUUGGAGAAUACCAAAUUCUAUGGUCCAAAUGCUCCAGGUGUUAAAGAAACUUUUCUACCUGUUCGAUUUACUCGUCCUUAUUAUGAUUGUGGGGGAACAAAUCGAUGGAUUGUUAGUUCUGUUGCAGCACUGACAGAUUUUAUGCCACGUUACUCAAAUAUUACCAGACUGCGAGGACCAAGAAUGAUUGGUGUUGUUGUACAAAGUAUGGACUUUUAUCGAAUUGAUUUUAAUCCUUGCCCGCCAGGAUUGGGAAAUCCGAAUCAUUAUUUGGCUGGAAUCGCUCGAUGCAAACCAACAACUUUGUGUGUACCUCUUCCGGGUUUUGGUUUUAAACGAGGUGGUUAUCAAUGUGUUUGUCAACCAGGACAUCGUUUACCAUAUGAACAAAAUGGACCAUUUCGUGGUGUUGAUAUUGAAGCGGCAACUGAAGAAGAAUAUCGUAAUAAUUUUGAUUGUAUUCCAGUUGGUUGGCGUGAAGUCAUACCUGAAGAAACUGGUAUGAAAAAUAAUUUAGAAAGAUUUCGUCGUUCAAUAGGUCAACAAACAAGUACAUUAUGGAAUAGAUUUAAAGAUCCAUCGGUUCAUUUAUUGAACAUGAUAUUAACAACAUUUGGAUCAUUCAAGCAGAAUAUCUUCCCAACACCACCAAAAUUAGAUGAAUCACUAUUAAUCAAUGAAAUAUCGGAUAAACCAUUUAAAACAACUAAUUUAGAUGAUCAACCAUUAGAUCGUCUUGUUCCUGGAUAUCGAUCAGUCUCACAUUUGCUACCAUUGGAACAAAACGAUUUUAAUUUAACGUAUACAGAAGAUGUUUAUGAAGAUGGAUUUUUUGACAAUGAUACUUAUAUACUUAUCAAUAAACCAAGUAAUAUAGAUAGUAAGGAUCAGUCAAAUAACAUCAAGAAACGUGUACGACGAAAUGUUGAUACACCAUUUUAUACAGUUGGAGUUGGUACAGUAUUUGAUGCAGACAGGUAUUUUGAAGUUCAACGUUUAAUUGCACAUGUACGCAAAGUGACUAGUCAAAAUUGUCAUCUAAUGACAGUGGAUCAAUUAAUUUUACCAGGAGAAGUUAGUUAUGGUGUUGAGAAACAAUUUGAAAUGGUUGGAAGAACAGCUCUACGUUUAUCACAUUUCCUAAGUGCUUAUUAUCAAAAUAAUGUUGUUGGUGAACUUUAUGGAAGUUUAAAAACUGGUUUUCCAAUUAAUCGCUUUCAAUUAUUUGGUGAAGUUUUUGCCAAUGUUUUAUCAAAUUUUGAUAUUGUAUCAAGUGGAAUAUUUUUUGAUUAUCAAAUGUUUACUGAUCAUGAUGGUACAACAUGGGAUCUAUUUGCUCCAUAUGCGUAUAAACCACUCUUGGCAACCCAAGCAGCUGAGGCAAUUGAUAUGAGUAUAAAUGCCUAUCGAGACUAUACAGAAAAACCAUGGUUUCGAACAUUGAAGUGAAUGUCAUGGAGAGAUUAUUGCCAAAAAUCAAACCAAUGGAAGAUACAAUUAAAACAAAGAAGUAAACAAUGGCAAUUUUAAGAUCAACAACAUCGAAGUCUACAGGAAAAGAUGUGAAUCAUAUGUGGAGAAAUUCGAACACUUCACUUCUGCCUGAAGUUUGUGCUGAUGAUGUUCAGAAGAACGAUGAAAGCUCCACGACCAAACCAUUCAGCUCAGAGAACAAAACUCUAUCAAAAAGAGACUAUUGCUUUAUAUGUGAUAUUAUUAAUUUGAGAAAUUCUGGGUUUCUAGUAGAGAUUUUAAUGGACUGAUGUGAAUUUAUUUAAUUGUGAGCACAUGAAGUAGUUAAGUUAAAAAAUAUAAAAUUAUAACAUUCGAAAACGAUCUUCUGAUUACUUCAGGUGUAAUGAUUUUCAAAGAUACUCGAAAAUAAUAACAGUAAUGACAGUGGAGUUUAAUAUGUGUCGGGUGGAGACAGUUAUCCACUUCAGACAAUCGAUAAAGGGUUACGCAAGAUUAUGGGUUGAUUGGAGUUAGACAUUUACACCGUUGGAUGGCGCCUCAGUGGUCUAGGGGUUAAGCGUUUGCACAUGAAACCAAACGUCCUGAGUUUGGAUUCCACGUUUGGAAUCGUUGUUGCUGGCUUCUCAGGAGUCCCGUACUGGGACGAAGUUGCCUUUCAGUGUUUCCAAGCUUUCAAUGGUGGUCUAGGUUAGAUCGAUUCAUGGAUUUAACUAUCAGAAACAUUAAUACAGUCUCUACAAAUCCCCAUUCUGAUAACAAUGAAUUUAUCUCCCAACUAAUUUUAAAUCAAAUCUAAUUAACUGUUGGAUCAUUAAAAGAACUGUGUUUUGACCUGUAUUGUUCGACGAGAUAGACUUUAGAGUACUAGCGUUUUCUACUAUUUUCUUGAAGUUUUCAAUGGAUGUCUUGGAUAAUAUUAUCUAUAAAUAUCAAAACAAGCUAAAUGUUUGGAUUACUGUUGCUAUCUAUAUUAGUAUUCAAACAUAAUACAUUCCAUUAUGAAAUAAUAUGAUAUGGUUAAAUUUUUAAAAAUGGUAUUUGAAUUUUCUCCUUCAGUCAAGAUGGGCAUCAAGCCGUCAGAGCUUAGAGCGAAUUACAGCGAAACCAUAUAUAAGAAGUGAUGUGAAUGGUAGUCAACUACAACGUUAUUUCACAUUUCCCAUCUAUUAUCGUGUACCACAUUAUGAAGAAGGUUAUUGGACACAACCAUAUUUCGAUUGUGAUGGUCUGGUAAAAGAUUGGCUUAUUACAUAUGCAACGCCAUUUUUCGGUGUUGUCGGUGAAGAAAAAGCUUUAAGAUUUAUGGGUGUUGUAACUGCUUCUGUAAAGCUAACAUCAUUGGAUAUAAAUCAAUGCCCUCAAUCGUUUUAUACACCGAAUUUCUUUAAAAAUACAGCAAGAUGUGAUUUCCGAAGCACAUAUUGCAAAUUAAUACCAAGACAUUAUUUCUCAUCUGGUAGUUAUAAAUGUGAAUGCCGUCAAGGUUUCGAAUAUCCAUUGAACGAUCGUACUUGGUAUUUUCAUGGCGAAAUGAUGGAACGUGAAUAUCAAUUAAUGUUAGCUGGUAAACCGAAUCGUUAUGAAUUAUUACGAUGUCGUCAAGGUGUCGCAAGUGGAUUAUCUAGUUCAUCAGUUGUAAUACUUGUGUUGGUCAACUUUAUAGUGAUUUAUUUGCAUUCAUUAUAACUAAACAAUCUUGAAGUAUUUUUCCUUAAAUGAUAAUAAUAACAAUAUACUAACUUAUUAGCAUGUAAUUUUUAUUUUCUGAAAUAUUUUGUAAAUAAAAUGUUUACUACU